GAAAGAUGCAGGCAUGGUUCGAGGAAAACACCAAGAACAUGCACACUCCUAUAAAUGGACAAAACAUUCUACACCCGACGAGCUGGAGGGGGUCCACACACACUCCUUCAAGUUGAAGCCAUUCAAGAAGGCCAAGAGCUGUGAUAUAUGCAAGCAGGCCAUCACAAAGGAGGGUCUCAUCUGCAAAGCUUGUCAGCUGUCCUGCCAUAAAAAAUGUGAAGUCAAGGUCACCACAGCGUGUCAAACGAGCACCAACUAUGAGCUUCCCACCACUCCUCAGCUGCCGUUAAAGCAUGUAGAUACUCCGGGGUCAGCCAGGUCUUGCAAGAGUGUGGAAAUAAAGCGAAAGCAGUCACGGAGUCAGAGUAUGGUCCAGGACAUGGAGGAGAGCUACGAAGUUGACUUGGUCUAUAUCACUGAGAGGAUCAUCUCCUUCUCUUUCCCUGCCACUGCCGAGGAGCGCAGCUACACCGUCCACCUGAAGGAAGUGGCGGCCAUGCUGCGCUCAAAACACGGUGAACACUACCUGAUGCUCAACCUGAGUGAUCUGAGGAACGAUCUAGCAACAUUGAACCCCAAGGUGCUGGAGUUCGGCUGGCCAGACAAUCAUGCACCGGCGCUGGACAAGAUCUGCAGCAUGUGCAAGGCCAUCGACACCUGGCUCAAUGGCGAUCCACACAACGUUGUAGUGCUUCACAACAAAGGAAACCGAGGUCGGACGGGGGUGGUAGUGGCUGCCUACAUGCACUACAGCAACAUAUCGGCAAGCGCUGACCAGGCCUUGGACAGGUUUGCAAUGAGGCGUUUCUAUGAGGACAAAGCGCUUCCAAUGGGUCAGCCGUCACAGAGGAGGUACGUGCGAUACUUUAACGGCCUUUUGUCUGGCCACAUAAAAAUCAACAACAAGCCUCUGUUCCUGCAUCACGUCAUCAUGCAUGGAAUUCCCAACUUUGAAUCCAAAGGAGGCUGCCGUCCAUUCCUGAAGAUUUACCAGGCGAUGCAGCCAGUCUAUACGUCAGGAAUAUACAAUGUGCAGGGAGAUGGCAACACUAGCAUUUGCAUCACCAUCGAGCCAGGCCUCCUGCUGAAGGGCGACAUCCUGCUCAAGUGUUACCACAAGCGCUACAGAAACCCCACUAGGGAUGUUGUGUUCAGAGUACAGUUCCACACAUGCGCCAUCCAUGAUCUCGGAGUGGUGUUUGGGAAGAACGAGUUGGACGAGACAUUCAAAGACGACAGGUUCCCUGAGUAUGGGAAGGUGGAGUUCGUCUUCUCAUAUGGUCCACAGAAAAUCAAAGGUCUAGGCCAUCUAGAGAAUGGGCCUAGCGUUUGUGUGGACUACAACACUCAGGAUCCUCUGAUCCGUUGGGACUCGUAUGAGAACUUCAGUCAACGCUGUGAGGGGGCCGCAGAUAACCAACAUGAUGUUGUUCACAGUCAAGGUCCACUUGACGGAAGCCUGUAUGCACAGGUCCGAAAGAAAGACUCCCUGGAAGGAGUGGUCACCAUCAAUGGCCUUCCAGUGCAUGGAGACCCCUUGAGUGCCACAGAGAACCUAUUGCAGCACCCAAACCACCCUCUACAACCAACAGAGCAUACCCUUCCUGUAACAGGGCACGCCUCUCUCCCUGCUGUCGACCACACUCUGUCUGUAAGCAGCGACUCCGGAAACUCCACAGCCUCCAUCAAGACCGACCGUACAGAGGAACACAGUCAGUCUCUGCAUGGGGGCACAAGCCACGACAACCCAGCAGCAAGCCACCCGACCCUUAGCCCCCAGGAGAAGAGAGAAAUAGAUCAGCUUCUGUGUGGACUUGAGGUGCCUGUACAUCAGCGACAAGUUUAUCUAUCUACUUCAACCAGUCCGGGAGCGGGUGUCCGGCACCUCGUUCCCGCACAGGUGCAUGUCAACGGGGGCCACACCAGGCUAAUUGUUGCCCCUUCUGCAGAAGAGCGUGAGACAGAUAUUCUUGAUGAUGAGCUCCCCAAUAGCCAAGAGGGCAACAGUGUGGACAGUUUGGGCACACUCUCAUCCUUAGAGGGGCAAGCCACACCAGCUGACCUCUACUACCAAUCACAAGCUCCUAUCAACAAUCAGAACGACAGCCCCUACCUUGAAAGAGGUGCUCUCAGCGAUAAGUUGAGUGAGAUUCCUGUGCAAGGAAUACAGAAACCCACUGCAAUGCAGGAGUGCAGUGCCUCUGUGUCGCCAUCAGGAGGACAUAAUAACUUCCAAAAUGGAAGCGGAAUAUAUCGCUCACAGUCCUUUGGUAACCCACCAACAAGCACUCCUGAAUCCAAUCCUAAACUAAUGCCGAGGGCCCCUGAGAGGAGCACCAGUAGCCGGGAAGCUGUUCAAAGAGGUCUCAGUGCAUGGCACCAGCACAGCCUCCCAGAUGAUCCUUUUGGCCCACCGUUACAGUCCACCCAUAGCUUGCCACAUUUUCCAUCUUCAGCUUCUCAAAGGGACAUUGAACAAUCUAUUGAAGCCCUCAACAUGCUCAUGCUCGAUCUGGACCCGAGCAACCCCCACAUGUCCAAGUCUCACAGUGCUCCCUCUGGGAAAAAUACCUUUAAUUCAUCACCGGUGCCGUUCUCCCAGACACUUACAAGGCCAUCGUACCAGGCAGACUCAGCCAUCCACAACAGCGCUGGUUCAUUCAACAAUACUUUCCAUCAACCAGCAUGCAGGACUGGAAGAACUUUUCCCAACCAGAGCCCACUUUUGGAGUCUCCAGUACAUUCUCCUCAAAGGCCCAGCCCCACUUUCCAACACCAAAGCACCACCCCAACGCACACACCCGAGCCCUAUGUUCACCCAUGUCAAGCACUGCACCAGCUCCCUUCGGAUCCAUCCACAAAUGUCCAUCCCACGUUGAAGGCUGUGAACUCGUACAUGGUAGGCACGGUGUCCAACUCUCCGGACCUACAGGGCUCAUCUCCCUAUCCAGGCUGCAGCGAGUCCUCCUCUCCACUUCCUGCUCUCACCCCUCAACCUAAGGACACUUCCUCUUCCUCUUUGGCCCGAGAGCAGGAUGCUGAGGAUGAGGCGUUGAACUUAGAGGGCCUGGUGGCUCACCGCAUUGCUGAGUACAACGCUCGUAUCCGGGGCAUCAGUGAAAGCAUAACACCGCAACAAUCUGACCGCCAUCGCUCCUAUUCUUUCUCGGGGGUACGCUCCAGGGGAAUGACCCCGGAGGUGAGCCAGGAGAUGGGUCGGCGGCGGACCACCAGUGAGGGUCAGUACCAGAGUGGUCAUGACAACAGGCCAGAUGGCCAUUCACCAGAUUUCAGCAAAUGUCUGCCCCACAAACCUGGAGAAAGAGCCAGAGAGGGUACAGUGAGCAGCCACAGGGAGGCAUUUGAGAACAAUGAUAGGUUUGCAAACAACAGUCCUGCCACGGGAGACUCUGUUUUCUUCCCGCUGGGCUGCAUGUCAACAGCAGGAAUGAAGCCUAACCAAAAGUUUGCAUCCGAUAAUCGAGGUUUCGUGGAAUUUAGAGCACAACAGUUCAGCGGACCUCUCUCCUCCAGCAGUCCUGUACACAGCCCGGAAGGGAGACAUGGUUCGUCUGACCACAGCCCAGCACCGUUUUACCCACAAGCCCACGCCUCUCCAGAUGGCUCCCAGGUGAACAUCAUGGGCGUCCACACUGUCCCUGGUAGCCCCAACACCCUCCACCGCACAGUGGCCACCAACACCCCCCCAAGCCCUGCCCUCCAAAGGCGCUUGGGCCAAGCCAGUCCCUCACCGGUCAGACACACCCCUCCAGUGGGCGGCAGGAGGGAUAGCAUCCCCUCCAGCCCCUUAACUGCCCGAAACCCCAAAACAAGUGGUGCAAGUUUGCCCCCCGCCAGCCCUCUGAUGGGGCGGCGAGCUAUAGCGGGCGGCCACAGUACCCCUGAUGAGAUGGGUGCCACGUCUCGUCAGGCACAGCCGCCUACCACACCCGCCUUCCCCGUUUCCCCCCAGCUGCCAGUGAAGAGGCACGCGAGCAGUGGGGACACAGAGAGGAUGGACAGCAAGAACCCAACAGCUGAGGCUGGAGGGUCAAACUUGACUGGGACUUACCCGGACACCUGCAAGUCCAUCUAUGCAGAUGGUUAUCCAGACAUCAAGAUGAAUGUUAAGUUUGUCCAAGACACGUCAAAGUUCUGGUACAAGCCCGACAUCUCCCGAGAACAAGCCAUUAACGUUCUGAAGGACAGGGAGCCCGGCGCCUUUAUCAUCAGGGACAGCCACUCCUUCCGUGGGGCUUACGGUCUUGCCUUGAAGGUGGCCUGUCCACCACCAACAGUGCAGCAAAGCAAAAAAGUUGCUGAUAUGACCAGCGAGUUGGUGAGACACUUCCUGAUUGAAACUAGCCCCAAAGGUGUCCGCCUGAAGGGUUGUCCCAAUGAACCUUACUUUGGUUGUCUCUCUGCAUUGGUUUAUCAACACUCCAUGACUCCUUUGGCACUACCCUGCAAGCUCAUGAUCCCCACCAAAGACCCGAACGAAGAGGCACUGGAGCUGGCCACACCCACUGACCCAGUUGUGGAGCUUCUGAAGCAAGGAACAGUUCAGAAGGUUCCGGAGGAGUCUCAUGCAUCCAACGUGCUCUACAUCAACUCUGUGGACAUGGAGUCCUUGACUGGCCCUCAAGCCAUUGGCAAGGCCAUCACUCAAACACUGGCGACCAAUCCCCUGCCUACUGCUACCGUGGUCCACUGUAAAGUGUCCCCACAGGGUAUCAUGCUUACAGACAGUCACAGGAAGAUCUUCUUCAGGCGACAUUAUCCACUAAGCACCAUAACUUACUGUGACACUGAUCCCCAGGACAGAAGAUGGGGCCAAGAGAGUGGUGGUUCUCUUCGACUUUUUGGCUUUGUGGCAAGGAAACAAGGAAGCACAACAGACAAUGUCAGUCACCUGUUUGCCGAGCUGGACCCAGACCAGCCGGCCUCAACCAUAGUCAGCUUUGUCUCCAAAAUGAUGAGGCGGUGAAACCUGUGCCUGGAUGGCAGCUUUUUUUGUUUUCUAAUCCAUCUUUUUGGUGUCUUUCUCUCUGGGAUUCGCAGAUCUCCUCUAAUUUUUUUAUUUAUAUAUAUAUAUAUAUAUAUAUAUAUUAUUAUUAUUAUUUUUUCUGCCUUUUGGUUUGGUGUUUUGCAGGCGUCUUUUUGCAAAGGGCAUUGUGGACUUGCAAGAGGAUGUGCCAAUGUGGGGCUGAAAAUGUGAAAAUGUCGCAGGACUUAAACAGCAAGUGGAACAUGAGGAAGUUACGUGUGAGGACAUGCGGCUCGGAUGUUUCAGGGUGUUUUCUUGUUUCUCUUGAUUGAUUUACCAAAGGUAGAUGCAAUACAAGUGCAAGAAUGAUGUAGUGAUUAAGCCAUUCUUAUUAUUUCCUCCUUUAAAAUAUGUACCUACCAACACACACACAUAAAAAUAGAAAAGUACUAUCUUCUCAACAUUGUCUUCAAGAAAAAAAAAAAGUUGGCCUUAAUGGCUUUUGGCAAAACAUUGUCUGAAGACCUUAUGCAUGUUAGCUUGAACUUUAAGAACCUUCCACUUGUACAUCUGGAGCUCUUGGCUUGAGAUUUUCUGGUUCUGCUGUGUUAGAAAGGGCUCUGCAGUAAAACAGCAACUGAACUAAACUGCACAGUGCAGACCAGACCCCCCCACCCAAAAAAAAAAAAACAGCACACACACACACAAACACUAAGCUCCGUACACGUGUAUUUUCAUCAACCCCCUCCUUUCUUGCAAGACGCUUUAUCGUAAGCAACUGGUGACUGACAGAUUGAGCCACCCAGUCAGGCUCGCACCAGGCCGCUUGUCACAGAAUGAUACUGGAAAGCACCUCCAGGAAGCUCAACCUGGACUUAUGCACUGUUCUUUCUGCAUGCUGUUACUCCUUCAUUGUGCGUUCACUGAAAACAUUCUAUGCUGUGCGCCCUCUUAAGACACUGAGGCCGUUUGACUUGUCAAAGCCCGCAUGAAGUAGACUUUUUUUUUUUUUUUUAAUAUUCCACAGUAUUCUACAAGAUGUAGACAACCCAUUUUUCAAGUAGUCAAAUGAUGGUGAUAUGAUGUAUUUAUUUUGUCUCUGUUGUUUCCACUGUGUUGUCACAAAACACAUUUAGAUACUUUUAGCAGUGAAAAUACAAUAUGAGCAUUCACACUGUGGAGAGUUGCACACAUGCAAACAUCUAUAAGAAGAGUAUAGCUAUAUAUGUACAUAGAUGAACUACUUUGAAAGGUGACUUAGCGAAAAGUAUUUAUUUUUGUUGCUUUGGUCCCUCAUGAGUACUCAUUAUGCAUAUAUUGUACAGUCUAGAUAAAGAAAUGGGUUCGGGGAAAAAAAAGUAUUAUUUUGGCUAAUGAUUUUAAAGUCUGAGGAUUUUGAAAUACCGUCUGUGUGAAUAUCUGGUGUACAUUACUUUGUACGUGUAUCUGUUUUGGCUCGUCUUGUCAUCUUGGCAAAAGCUGUGUAGCGGAGUUGCAUGGACACAAAGGUUUGUGAACAAGACUUUGUUGGUUGCAAACAUUUAGAACAGAUUAUAGUUGAUAGAAUUUUGGAGAUUUAAAAAAAAAAUAUAUAUAUAUAGGGAAAAGAGGCCAAGCUCAAAUGCAAUACAAAACAAUGUGCCCAUAACAGUUAUGAUUUUUGCCAAAGAGCCACGAGCUGCUUUUUAUGUCUUGCUUCCAUUUUACAUGCAAAAAUGUUAUACAGGGAGGUCUACAUUUAUGCACUGAAACAUGACUGGUGUCUUUUUUUAAACAUGUGUCCAGAGAAAUAGGAAGCCUGCUGUGUACACGAAACACUUAAACAACAGAGCAGCAGAGAAUGACAGGAAUUCCACGUGCAAAAAGCUCUUCCAAAGCUUCAUCAGACCUCCCGAAUGCCAAUGAUUUUUUUUUUUUUUCCUGUCAUACAUCUUGUUCCAUUCUGUUGUAUGGAAGCAGAGCAGCGCAGAAUGCUUCUGUCCAAGAAAGUGUUUUUAUAAAAACUCAAAAAAGUGUCCAUAGUCCGAACUGUAUUAAUGUGAAAAAAAGACACUGUGUUUGUGCUUAUCAUCUACAUUCAAACAUUAUGGCUUACCUAAGGAGGGGAAAAAAUACAUUAAAGCAAUACAAGUCUGUUACAUCCAAGUA
Molecule: messenger RNA, 7135 nt
Organism: Syngnathoides biaculeatus (alligator pipefish)
Lineage: Eukaryota; Metazoa; Chordata; Actinopteri; Syngnathiformes; Syngnathidae
Gene: tns1a
Product: tensin 1a
Exons: 34
Coding region: 14-4987 (1657 amino acids)
Biological process (GO): fibroblast migration
Molecular function (GO): protein binding
Source: RefSeq, a predicted model, not a curated record